AUUUUUAUUUUUAUCCGGACUUUUAAAAUAAUCUCCUCCCAAAACUUGACGCACAAACCAUUGUGCGUGAGAAGACCGAGGAAGAAGACUCUCGAAUUGGGUAAAAUCUUCAAUGGCUUACGUCGAAAGAGGCGUAGUGAAAUCCAAUCGAUCCUUAUGGCGUCUGAGAACAAUCACUGAUUUCUUUUGGGCAAUCAUCAAUUUCAUUUCUGUUUUCUUUGCUACUAUGUUUUCGAUGGAGAAAUCUGAUGGGUAUAAGAAACAAUCCGGCGCCGGGAAGAAAUGGGAUGGUGGUGGCCCCGGUGGCGGCCCAUACGGUGGUGGUGGUGGCCCACGUGGACUGGACAAUGUUAGAGGCAUAGACCACAACUCGCUUCCGGCCUGUGGGUCCUGCUGUGGUGGUUAACAGGUACAGAUAUAGAUAUAGAUAUUCUGAUGACAUAAUCUUGCUCUUGGUAUUGUCAAGUGAAAACAAUAAAGUUCUGUAAGAAGUUUGUGUUUUGUGUUAUUAUGAAAAGUGUUUUGAAGGUUCGAAGAAUAUUAUGUGAUUACAUUUUUAUAUAUCCAAAUGUGAAGUCAUAUGUUCCAUUUUUUUCCUCCCU
This is a messenger RNA of Lactuca virosa, 602 nucleotides long. Lineage: Eukaryota; Viridiplantae; Streptophyta; Magnoliopsida; Asterales; Asteraceae. The record is from the annotation of a GenBank genome assembly.